Gamsiella multidivaricata is the source of this 633-nucleotide messenger RNA. Its product is annotated as HD domain-containing protein. The transcript has 5 exons. NCBI's taxonomy places the organism in Eukaryota, Fungi, Mortierellomycota, Mortierellomycetes, Mortierellales, Mortierellaceae. Gene Ontology annotation, cellular component: cytoplasm. The record is from RefSeq and is a predicted model, not a curated record. Gene Ontology annotation, molecular function: 5'-deoxynucleotidase activity. The coding region runs from base 1 to 633 and encodes 210 amino acids.
AUGACUGAACUUAAGAGGGCGGACAAGACUCUUGCGGGAUCAAGUCGCGAGUCCAAGGCGCAGUCGGUCAAGGGUACACUUGAGUUCCUGCACAUUGUCGAAAAGCUGAAGCGCACAAAGAGGACUGGAUGGAUCAACCACGGGAUCAAGCCGGCAGAGUCGAUCGCCGACCACAUGUACAGGAUGAGCAUUAUGGCUCUCUUGAUCGAUGAAAAGACUGCCGGCGUCGAUAAGAACCGUUGCAUUAAGAUGACCAUUGUUCACGAUCUGGCAGAGAGUUUGGUGGGCGACAUUACUCCAUAUGAUGGAGUCAGCAUCGAGGACAAGCACACACAGGAGAGGAAUGCCAUGCACCAUCUCUGCCACACUUUGCUUGGCUGGUCAGCACAAGCGCAGGAAAUCUUUGGGCUGUGGGAGGAAUACGAGGCAGCUUCGACACCAGAGGCACUCUUGGUGAAGGACUUUGACAAAUUUGAGAUGAUCACGCAGGCACUCGAAUACGAGGAGUCCGAGGGUACGACGUUGGAGGACUUCUUUGCAGGGACCCGCGGCAAGUUCAAGCAUCCUAUGGUCACUGCCUGGGUUAAUGAGUUGGAAGCCGAGAGGGCGCAAUCGCGCGCGAUCAAGUCAUAA